Molecule: messenger RNA, 1953 nt
Organism: Cryptococcus amylolentus CBS 6039
Lineage: Eukaryota; Fungi; Basidiomycota; Tremellomycetes; Tremellales; Cryptococcaceae
Exons: 5
Coding region: 1-1953 (650 amino acids)
Biological process (GO): mitotic sister chromatid segregation; cell division
Cellular component (GO): MIS12/MIND type complex
Source: RefSeq, a predicted model, not a curated record
AUGGCGAGCAGAAGAUCAACACGGUUAUCGAACGAGCUGGAUACCGGCGGGAAGGCCGUCAAUGGCAAGCGAAAGUCAACCGCAGGGGGCAGGGAUGAUGAAGGGGAUGCUGCGCAGCCAAAGAAGAAGAAACAAGGAAGCAAAAAGGGAUUUCAGCCACAACCAGUGACACUACCAGACUCUUCAAAUACUCCCCCUGAAGAGGAAAUACCUCUGAACCUGCCCCCACCACCACCAUCCGCGAAGCCUGCUCGUCGGCGAGAUCCUGCGCGCCGGCCUGCAUCAGAGUCACCGCCUCCACAAAUGACUCUGCAACCCGGCCCAAACCCCGCCAAGAAGCAGAAGGUGGGAGAAAAGAACAGUGAAAGAAGCAGAGGCAAGAGCGUGGAACGAUCAUCCCGCGAUGUGAGAGGGACCGAGGAUGAUCCUCUCGCCGGGGUGGAAGAGACGGCAUCAAUGAGACAAUCUGGGAAAGCGCCAGCGGUUCCACAUCUAUCGUUCAAACGCGACAAACCGCGCUUUUCAGAAGCCCGGCCAGCCUCCCCUCCCCGGAGAACCUUCUCAUCAAAUUCAUCACGCGCCGGGUCGUCCAAAACGCCUGCAUCCACAAAAGGUGCCAUGGGCCCGCCUGUCGGCUUUGUGCGAAAGACGAGAAAAAGCAUUGUCCCUCAAGCGCGUACGUCAGAGGUGCUCACGCACUAUGCGGCACCAUUAGUGGAGAGCGAGACGCCGGUGAUCAACAGGAACAAGGAGUAUAGGCAAGAAACGGGCAGAAGGGGCAGUAAGGACCGAGGUGGUCGAGCGAGCACUAGCUUCGGGAGAGGUGAUAUCACGAUGCCUCACAAAUCCAUCGACUAUCGAAUGCUCUAUCGACAUCUUCCUUCUGGCCUUCCUGAUCCCCACAGGGCGCGAAUUCUCAUAACAUGGAAUGCCAAUCAAGCGACCCGCGAAGCCUUAAGACACAAGUCUUCCUCGAGCAAAGGCAAAGAAAAGGAGACAGAUACCCGCAGAACAGAUGGAGGAGAUAGUUUCAUAAAGGAAAUAAUGGACGACUUCCAUCACAAGAUGUCGAAGGGGCUUGUGGAGACGAAUACGUUCUCGUCAAUAGGGGAUGAGACCGAGCCAUUCUCCAUCUCUGGCCUACGGCCACAUCCAAGAAAUGUGGCUAACCGCCGGACAGAAGCGGAGAUCACUUCGGUCGUCAGAAGGUUCAAAGAAGAAGGUGCCCAAUGGUCUGCCAUCGCCACUGCUGCCAACAGCCGCCAACAAGACACCAUUCGCCGUCUAGAAAAGAAGAUGAUGGCCAACGCAGACCCCGACAUGUCCAAAGCUCCUACAUGGAUGCAACAGAUCCUCGCCGUCACCGAAGAAAUCAUUGCUCAGCCAGACCUCGACCCCAGCCUUCCUGUCGCCCCCUCUUCAGCCGAGGCGCAAGCUGAAGCCAGCGACAAUGCGAGCAAGUUUGAGGAAGUAGAGUUCAAGGUGGACAUGAUUCAUCAGACGAGUCAUGUGGCGCUGCAGUAUGUGAUGCAGAGCUCGAGAUUCUUGGACGGAAUCUUCUCGAGCCUGACAGCAGAUUUGAGGGCGAGGGAGAUGCUGGGGCUUGCGCCGGCACUGCCACCGCCAGACGAGGAUGGACCCGAUACGGUUGCGCUUCUUGCUGCUGCCCGACAAUCUGCCGCUGCAUCAACAACAUUCGCUCCGAAAAAGCCGCGCCUGGAUGCCAUGUCCCUCCUUCGCUCGCUCGCGACGGCAGAGGCGAAAUCUCAGUCUGAAGAGACUGUUGCUGCUGCUGCCAAGGUGGCUCCAAUGCCAGCGAUGAGUAGUAUGACGCCGAGAAGACCGGGGACAGGGGUUGUAGCUGGAAUGACACCGAGGAGAACGGGUGGGCUGAAGAGUGUGAUGACACCGAGGGGAAUGAAGGGUUAUACACCGCGAGGUGAAAAGGAAUAG